AUGGGUGGUGCCAUCGUUAUUGACAAUACCAAUCCAAGCGGAAGAGUCCCGAAGAAGAGCAAGCCCAGCCCGACCUCCAGCUUUGAUAGACGAAGUGCUGAACUGAUGUGGCCGACGAUUUCGGCCCGCGGAUCCGAGUAA
This is a messenger RNA of Penicillium arizonense, 141 nucleotides long. RefSeq lists its product as uncharacterized. Bases 1 to 141 code for a protein of 46 amino acids. The transcript has 2 exons. Lineage: Eukaryota; Fungi; Ascomycota; Eurotiomycetes; Eurotiales; Aspergillaceae. The record is from RefSeq and is a predicted model, not a curated record.